Molecule: messenger RNA, 2322 nt
Organism: Paramormyrops kingsleyae
Lineage: Eukaryota; Metazoa; Chordata; Actinopteri; Osteoglossiformes; Mormyridae
Product: lipid droplet assembly factor 1
Source: RefSeq, a predicted model, not a curated record
AUUCCAAAGUAAUAACGUCAGGCUCCAAAUCCUGAACUCUGGCCGGGUCACGCCAAAGGGAUCAGCCUCUCGAACCCCAUGCCAAGCCCGGGGGAUGACCAGCACCAGGGGGCGUAAUGGGAAGCAUGACGAAUACCAGCAAACAUUAACACCAAAAGAUCCAUGGAUCUUGCAUUUCAAGUACCUGGUAAAUCUACACACUUGACCGGUUUUGUCUUUUUGUGGAAAUAAUUAUUUGACAUUUACUGCCAUCAUUUUCCUCUCUCCAGAGAAGUAGGCUACAUGAAAUAAAAAUUACUCAGCCUUAACGUCAUAGUGCAAUGCUGCCACCUCGCGUUAUAUUAUAUAUCUCGUAUAUUGUGUAUAAAUAAUUACUACUACUUAUUGCAUUCUAUUUGUUGGAGUUUUCUGAACCAGCCCAGAAGUUGAUUUUUUUAUUUUGCUGUGGAUGUUUAUUCGAUUAGACAAGGCAAAAUACAGUAAAGGCAUUACAAGUGCCCAGGACACUGUAAUCGGGCAUGCUGUCGGAGAAGCCGCAGCAUUGUGUUUGAUGUACGCGCUUUUUCAUCAAACCUUUGAUUAUAAUUAUACAUACCGGAGUGCGGGUGAUUCCCGUAAAGCGUGCCGGUCCCCGGCCCCACGGCGCGGCUCCACCUCCCACGACACGCCGUCCUCCGGUCGGGGCGCGGACCGCCGCCGCCUCGUCUGCGCUACGAUCUGCUGGAUCUAGUUCGCCUCUACGCGCACGUAUUUCCCCCGCAGCGAUCUGCACCCCACUGCCACAUGGCUUGCAGUGAGGAGCCCUCCGCAACCCGGCUGCUCCUGCAACUCCACGGCGGGUUAGCUCGCCUGAAGCAGGACGCCAGGGUGGCUGAGUUGCUGGACACCUGCUUGGGGCAGUAUCUCACUGCUCACCCGUUCCUAGCCCUCACCCUCAUGGUGUUCCUCGCCAUGGCCACAGUUCCGAUCGGUCUCUUCCUUAUGUUUGCCGCAGCCACCAUUCUUGCUGCCAGCGUCGGGGCUGUGAUACUGGAAGGGGUGGCUCUCUGCCUCGGGGGGGCUGCUCUCCUGUGUGUGCUUUGCUGCCUGGCUGUUGCCGCCUUCGUUGUGUCUGCCUUCCUCACUGCCGUAUACAUCACUGGCUCCACUCUGCUCCACCUGUACUACACCCAUCGCCUUUUGGAAAAGAAGCCGCCGACAAGCGGAAGCACAGAGGUGAAGAAAACUCAGUGAGAAACAUCAGCCUGUUUCCAACCGGGGCAGCGCCCCUGGCCGUCGCUAGACCCCUUUGACGGGGGCAGGUGCCCCAGUGAAAUCUCAUGAUCAAAUCAUAUGGGUAAUGGGGGGUGGGGGGGCUGUGCCCCAGUACAACUUUAUAUCUACAUUGCCCCCCCCCCCCGUCAGCAUCUUCUGCUGGACCUCUGUGUCCUAGGCCCUUUCUGACUGCCGUUUCACAAGCAGGAAGUGACACGCAUUGAGAAUUCCGCGGGGACGCCCCACUGGGGGGGGGGGGGGUUUCCCAGGAAUUCUGUAGUUAUUGCCAUUUAUUUUUCACAAACCUGAAUUGUCCAGAAACGAUUUGCUGGGUAGAUCAUUAUAGAGAUUUUUAAAUGAUAUAACUAGUGGAGUUGUUUUCAGGUUUUACUAAAAGGCUGUUUAUAUGUAAUUGGAAGUUAAAAGCCAGGCAGCAUUAUUUUACAGUAUAAAACUGUAAAAUAAAUCUUAGGUUUAUACCAUUGUUUUUAAUGUAGUUUUCAGGUCAAGUAUGGGGUUCAGUUUCUGAAUGUGCUGUGGAAUCCAGUUCUACUAAUAUGAAUCCAGUAUGUGGGAGUGUCGAUAUAAGAUCAGCAGUGAGGAGUGUCAGGGAUUUAGCCAAUGGAGAAUGUCAUUCACAUUCAUUUCAGACAGGACCUGCAAGUGUGAAGAGCUUUUACAGAAGUACAUUAAAGGAAAGAACAGAUGCAUUGCAAAGUGAUGUUAAAAUAUGGCCAGAACCCAAUUCUGAGUGUUUCUUAUUGUUGUAUGCAAAUGAAACCAUAACAGGUUAACUUGGGAAUGGCAUUUAAAAUGUCUGGUCCUCGGUCUGCUGCUGCGAGGGUGACUGUUGCACUAGUUACUAAACUGCCAUUCUUUGAAAAUUGUGUUAGUAAUUUUUUGAAAAAUUCUAUGGGUGCAAGACAUUUGCACUAAUGUUUUGGCUGCUAAGUUAUUAAAUUUCAGGGUGUUUUUUGACAAACAAAAACAAUCUAACAGUUGUUUCUCUGAUUACUUACAAACUCCAUUUACUUUGCCUGGUACAAAUUAAACUCCUGGAACUCAAAA